CCCCUCUCUCUCGUUUUCGCUGCGUCUAUUUCUCUCUCUCCUCGUGUCCUCCAGUGGUGAUUAGUGCUUUUUUUUUAUACCCUAAUUAAAGAGCCUGUUUUGCUUUUGGAUGCACAAAGCUCGGAUCUUUCUUCUCUUCUCCUUUAAAAACGAAGAAAUAUGAACUAUGUGGAGUAUAAAGUUGCGCUCUUUAUCAGUCUGGUGAAUCUUGAAAUUUGGCUACUUGGAAUAUUCAAAGAGAAAUUAGACUCGAUAUGCACUACAGGAAAAUCAUCAAUUACCGGCGGCAAUUUCCGGCACUUAAGUUAAGUUUUCCAGCAUUUUACAAACCGCCGGAAUAAACCGCGUAGGAAAGAAAUUCCGACGGCCAUUUUCCAGCGGCUACGACGCCGGAAAUGUCCGACAACAAAACCGUUGGCGUCCGCCGGUAAUACCAGCGAUCAUUUGACCGCUGAUCCAGUUUGGUGGUUAUCUUUUUCCAAUUACUGGCAUUUCAACUUCAUGCAUAAGGCAUAGCUGUUUAAGAUGCUUUCCAUUGGAAGAUUGCAGACAAAUAUUCUGCCCAUCGUUAUUUGUUUUUCAUGUUUGCCAGGCAUAUCAUAUGCUUCACAUGUGAAGGGUGACUUGGAGGCAUUCUUACCUGGUGGUAUGGCUUAUAUAAGCUUAGCUGAUGGAAACACCAAUUCAAUAGGAAAUUUUUGUGUGGCAAUACAAAAUGCUGACCCUACUGCACUAAAGUUAGGUACAGACUGGGCUUGUGGACCUGGUUUAGCAAAUUGCAGUUCUAUACAGCCAGGUCAGCCUUGUUAUGUAGCUAACAAUCUUGUAGCUAUCGCUUCUUAUGCCUACGAUGCAUAUUACCAAGCUAGUCGAGCCAAAGGAGGGACAUGCUUCUUCAAUAACACAGCUACACUUACUACCAAUGACCCGAGCAAUGGCUCUUGCAUUUUCCCGGGAAGCUCUGGGACUGGAACAAACCCUGGUGGUGGAAGUGGCGGUGGCAGUGGCGGCAGCACAAACUCCUCCGGUGGUUCAGGGAGUGCCGGUGGUCCGAGCUUCGCACCUCCUUUUACUCCGUUUGUACCAACGAACGGUGAAAAUGGCGUUCCAUGCCUACGAGUUCAUAAGUUGGUUUACCUUUCACCUCUGGUAUUUUUUUCUUUGCAAAAUUUCCAGAUCACAUACAUAAGAGGGAUAUAAGAAGCUGCAUGUCUAUUUUUUGCCCUUUCAUGUACGUUUAUCCUCAUCCAUAUUUUGUUUUGUGAUUGGUACCUCAUCAUGUAAUUCGUUUAUGAUUGAUCAGAGGACAUUUAAAAGGAUCAAAGUCGCUGUAAUUUUUUUGAAUGAACAAUGUCUGUAAACUAAAAAUUAUGUGAUUUUUUCAGAGUAUCAGAUGGUAAAUUCCAGUUUGAAUGAUCUCCAGUGAACUAUGAAUCACUAAAGUGAGUUCUGGCAAAAUAUACAGAAUGGGAUGUCAUAUUGGCUCACCACUUCUUUGUA
Dendrobium catenatum is the source of this 1500-nucleotide messenger RNA. RefSeq names its product glucan endo-1,3-beta-glucosidase 2. Bases 526 to 1200 code for a protein of 224 amino acids. Lineage: Eukaryota; Viridiplantae; Streptophyta; Magnoliopsida; Asparagales; Orchidaceae. The record is from RefSeq and is a predicted model, not a curated record. The transcript has 6 exons.